This is a messenger RNA of Drosophila sechellia, 1968 nucleotides long. RefSeq names its product alpha-Esterase-4 (gene alpha-Est4). Lineage: Eukaryota; Metazoa; Arthropoda; Insecta; Diptera; Drosophilidae. The record is from RefSeq and is a predicted model, not a curated record.
UAGUAUUUUAUUUUGUUUUUUAGGCAAAAAGGUAUAUAAAUUUUAUGCAUAAAGGCGCUUAAAAUUUGUAAACCCUUCCUAGAUCCACUUUUUUUACUUUCCCAGAACCCUAUCUACAUCCGAAUUUCGUAUGUAAACCAUUCAAGAUAGUCUACUUUAUAAUUCAAUUUCUGUCCCCUUGUUUAUGUGCGGCAAAUUUACCAUUGUUUGAGAUAUGAGAGCGAUCCGAGUAUUUUUAGGUUGAUAAGCUCCGGCUAUCGAUAGAGGUCUUCAUUGCUUAAUAAUAAGCGAAGGCAGUUAAAGCUAGAGACUGGCUGUGUUCGGAGAUGUCGGACGACUACAGCGAAGAUGCCCCCGUGGUGCAGACAACACAUGGAAAGGUGAGGGGAACCCUGCUUAAAUCCCUAUAUGACGAACAGUUCUACGCUUUUGAUGGCAUACCCUAUGCGGUCCACGACCUUAAAUCAUGGCACGGGAUUCGCGAUUGCUCCAAGCCGCUCAGCAAGUGCCUGCAAGUGAGCACAUUAACCAAGGAGGUGGAAGGCUCCGAGGAUUGCCUUUACCUGAACAUAUCAGUAAAAACCCUAAAAGGUGAUCCCAUGCCUGUGAUGGUCUACAUCCAUGGAGGCGCUUUUAAGGGCGGAGAUUCUUCGAGACGCGCCUGGGGUCCCGACUAUUUUAUGAAGGAAAACGUUGUGUACAUAAGCAUUGGUCAUCGACUAAGACCUUUAGGCUUCCUCAGUCUUAAGGAUCCUGAUCUUGAAGUUCCUGGCAAUGCUGGAUUGAAGGACGUUAUCUUGGCCCUCCGUUGGAUCAGGGCAAACGUGACCAACUUCAAUGGUGACCCCGAGAGAAUCACCAUCUUUGGUCACAGCUCUGGCAGCAUGACCGUUCAGCUGUUGCUGGCAAGUCCACAAUCGGAAGGACUCUUCCAUAGGGCCAUACUCUUGGCAGGAUUCUCAAUGGAGCUGAACCGCCUGCCCCAAAUGGAGUACCGCUUGGCCAAGCAUUUAGGUUACGAGGGAGAUAAUGUCGAUAGCCAGGUCUUGGAGUUUCUCUUGAAAGCAGAUCCGGCUCUGAUCGUCUCUGCGGACUUUUUCACUCCACUGGAGAAGAGACAGGGUCACAAUAUGCCCUUCAAGCCCAGCAUUGAAAGCUACUCCACGCCCAAUGCAGUGCUCCUUGCCGAGCCUGUUGAUCUCCAGCAAACCACGUGGAGCAAUCGCAUUCCCAUCAUCUUAGGCGCCAACAGUGGCGAAGGGUUGUCGAUUUUUAACUUCGUAAAAAUGAACCCCUCGUGGCUGAAGGACUUUCAAUGCAACCCGGAGCGGGUGCUGCCUUGGACCCUGAGAAAUCGCUGUGAUCCUGGACAGCGGCGCCAACUGGGUCAGGCAUUGAUCCAUCACUUCUGUGAGGCGCACGGCCAUGAGUUGACUGCAGAUCACACAAACGGAUUGGUGGAGCUCUUCACCCAUGCCUUUGUGCAUGCCAUGGACCGACUAAUCCAAUCCAGACUGACUUACGGCCAGGCGCCCACUUACCUUUAUCGAUUUGACUUCGACUCGCCGGAUUUUAAUUUCUACCGAAUUCGCUUUAUGGGCAAGGAACAGCGGGGAGUUGGACACGUGGACGAACUGGGAUACAUUUUCAAGCUGCCAGUCACCUUCAAAUUGGACAAGUCUCGACCAGAGUUCACAGCCAUUCGCCGAGUGGUGGCCAUGUUUGUCCAAUUCGCCACCACCUCGGACCCAAAUGCUCCACUCACUAAAUCUCUGGUGGAUUGGAAGCCCGUAACUCGAUUCGGAAAACGAAUGGUCAAAAAUAUAAGCGAGGAAUUGAAUUUUAUUCCGCAGCCUGAAAUGCCGAAGCUGAAGUUUUUCGAUCGGCUAUACGAAAUGGCUGGAGUACCUUUUUUCUAAAAAACCUUUUCGAAAUAAAUAAAUAUUACUUCUGAUUUCACUUGCUCGA